UAAAAAAGAGAAAGGUUAUAAAUGUAAUUUCAAAUUUUUUUGGACGAGUUUAAGUAAUAUUGGAGCGAUGUAUAGAAGUUCAGUUCUAAAAACAUGUGAUACAUUAUUGAUAUAUGUCCAUGAAAAGUUGUUGAUAAGAAUUAAGAAAUAAGAAUACUACAAAUAACCAAGCAAGUGAGAAAUAGGGCCUUGACUGUUUUACAACUGCUGAGAAUAGCUAUUACUUGUAACUUAUGAGUUAUGAGCUACUAUAUUUGUAGUGCCAUCAUUCUGUUAAGACCAAGGAAAAAAAUGCUCAUCAUGAAAUUACCAACUUUGGUAGUUUUCUUCCGAGCAUGAGCAAAGAAACCAGGAACACGAACACACAAACACACACACACACUCUUUCUUGCUGCAUGCCAUUUUUCACCAUUUACUGCAAAUUUUUAUCUUCCACUGAACAAGUUCACAAGCUUUUUCUUUUUAUUUUUUUCCUCAAAAAAUACAAGGUAUUUAAAGGAGCAAAGCAUGCCAUACUUGUUGCUUAAUGCUUAGCUGUACUGUCAACGACUACACCACCAUACAUACCAAUACAUACAUCUAAUCAUCCAAAGAAGUGGGGGCAAGGCAACCCAUAUAUACCCAGAAAGGUAUCACAUGUAACAAAAGGACAAUUUUGCAUUGAGAGUACUGACCAGCUACAAAACAACCAUAUCAUACAGUAUACUAUGUCUCAUCUGAAGCCAUGCAUUAAUAUUAAGUAUAGAGUUAAUAGUACUUCUUUCGUAAUGUAUUUAGCUACCUUAUCAGUUUUCACGUACUAGUCCAAUACACGCUGGUCGUUAAAUUUCAGUUUAGUUCUAUACGUAUUUGCGGACAUUUUAAAACCCUACUUAAUCAUUGAACCGCCCACCAUGAACCGAGAAAAAAAGAAAAGAGAGAAAAAAACAAACUUAAUAUACAUCAAACAAACAACCAUUAAAUUUUCUAAAAGUCAAUACCUGUAGGCCCUGACUAACGGUUCAUAUGGUCGUUGUUUUGGCUGGAGAUUGGUCUGAAGCUGACUUAUUCACUUGAUUUCUCUUCUCUUUUAUCAUAGCUUUAAUUUAUACCCUUCUUUAUAUGCUUGUUGAGAAACACAUUUUCUAUAAGACACAAACAACCUAAUCUCCUUGAGUAAAUUUUUGAGAACUUGAGUAUCAUGAUAAUUAAACUACUACUACUGCUAUUAGCUUCAUUGCUCCAAUGUGUUCCUACUUAUUGUUCCUUGGUUCAUACUAUUGCCAACCAAAAUGUAUCCACUACGGAGUUGCGAGUUGGUGAAAGAGACUACUUGCAAUGGGUUAGCCACAUUGGGUUCAAGACCGAUGAGCAUAACAGAAAAUUCCAGCAACAGAAACAGAAAUGGAAACAGGAAGGAACCCAUUUAAAGGCUUGCAAAACCAUCAAAGUUCGAAAGAACCCGAAACCAUCAUCCAAGCAUUACGCUAGUGUGCAGGAAGCUAUCAAUUCACUGCCAAUUUCUAACUUAUGUCGUGUGGUCAUCUCUAUUGGUCCAGGAACAUACAGGGAAAAGGUAGAGGUUCCUGUAACAAUGGCCUAUAUUAAACUUAAAGGAGCAGGAGCAGAAAAGACGAUAAUCGAGUGGGAUGACACUGCUGAUAGGUUAGGGCAGAGUGGGCAGCCAUUAGGGACUAAAAAUUCCGCUACUUUUGCUGUCAAUUCUCCUUACUUCAUCGCCAAAAAUAUCACAUUCAAGAAUACAGCACCAUCACCAGCAUCAGGUGCACAAGGGAAGCAAGCAGUAGCACUGAGGAUCUCAGCAGACAAAGCAGCAUUUAUAGGAUGCAAAUUCAUAGGGGAACAAGACACACUGUACGAUCACAUAGGAAGGCAUUACUUCAGAGAGUGUUACAUAGAGGGUUCUGUGGAUUUUGUGUUUGGAAAUGGGCUCUCACUCUAUGACAACUGCCAUUUGCAUGCCGUGAGCAACAACUAUGGAGCCCUUACUGCCCAGAAAAGAGAAAGCUUCCUGGAAGAAACUGGAUUUUCAUUUCUAAAUUGUACCAUAACUGGUUCAGGUGCGCUUUACCUUGGAAGGGCUUGGGGUACCUUCUCCAGAGUCGUCUUCGCCUACACUUACAUGGACAAGAUCAUCGCUCCUGGUGGCUGGUAUGAUUGGGGUGACAAAAACAGGGAUACGACAGUAUUUUAUGGACAGUACAAGUGCUCAGGACCAGGAGCUGAUCAUGGGGUAAGGGUUUCAUGGUCGAGGGAGCUGACUACACAAGAAGCUCAACCAUUCAUUUCCUAUGAUUUCAUUGAUGGGGAUGAAUGGCUUAAAAACUUGAUAUAAUAUGGACUUGAAAACCAUCCAUUAUUCAUCUUCCUUGUUAAUCUACAUGUAAUUUUGAUGUUUAUCCUUUCUGAUCUUGAUGAAGUUGUGCAAACAAUCUACAUAAUAUAUAUCCCGUUUCUCUUCGCUGGUAA
Molecule: messenger RNA, 2469 nt
Organism: Beta vulgaris subsp. vulgaris (sugar beet)
Lineage: Eukaryota; Viridiplantae; Streptophyta; Magnoliopsida; Caryophyllales; Amaranthaceae
Product: probable pectinesterase 53
Exons: 4
Coding region: 1181-2335 (384 amino acids)
Biological process (GO): cell wall modification
Molecular function (GO): pectinesterase activity
Source: RefSeq, a predicted model, not a curated record